CGCAAACACAACCCAACACACACACACACACACACACACACACACACACACACAUAGCUCUAGCUUGAGAGAGAGAGAGAGAGAGAGGAUGGCGGGAGCGGUGAACGGCGUGGAGGCAGCUCAGGGCGGCGCGGCGGCGGCGAUCAGGCACCGGACGGUGGAGGCGAACGGCAUCGCGAUGCACGUGGCGGAGUCCGGGCCGGAGGACGGCCCGGCGGUGCUGUUCCUGCACGGCUUCCCGGAGCUGUGGUACUCGUGGCGGCACCAGAUGGCGCACCUCGCCGCGCGGGGCUACCGGUGCGUGGCGCCCGACCUGCGCGGCUACGGCGGCACGGAGGCGCCGGCCGACGUCGCGUCCUACACCGCCUUCCACGUCGUCGGCGACGCCGUCGCGCUGCUCGACGCCCUCGGCAUCGGCAAGGUGUUCGUGGUGGGGCACGAUUGGGGCGCCAUCAUCGCGUGGUACCUGUGCCUCUUCCGCCCGGACCGGGUGACGGCGCUCGUCAACACCAGCGUCGCCUUCAUGCGCCACGUCUUCAUCCGCGCCGGCGCCGCCGCCGUCAAGACCACCGACUACUUCAACCAAGCCUACGGCCCAACCUACUACAUCUGCCGCUUCCAGGAGCCCGGGGUGGCGGAGAAGGAGUUCGCGCCGGCGCACGCGAGGCACCUGAUGACGCGGAUCCUGAGCGACCGCUUCAGCGAGCGCGCGGCCGGCAAGGAGCCCAAGGACGGCGGCGACGACGCCGACGUGGCGCUCCCGCCGUGGCUCACGGAGGCGGACAUCGACUACUUCGCCGCGGCCUUCGAGAAGACGGGCUUCACGGGCGCCAUCAACUACUACCGCAACAUGGACCGGAACUGGGAGCUGGCGGCGCCGUGGGCGGACGCCAAGGUGACGGUGCCGACCAAGUUCAUCGUGGGGGACGGGGACCUGACGUACCACUACGCCGGGAUCCAGGACUACCUGCACAAGGGCGGGCUCAAGGCGGACGUGCCGCUGCUGGAGGAGCUGGUCGUCGUCCCCGGCGCCGGCCACUUCAUCCAGCAGGAGCGGGCGCAGGAGGUCAGCGACCACAUCCACGACUUCAUCGCAAAGUUCUGAACACACCCAGCAGAACCCAUUGGAUUUGUAACGUCUGCGUGCAUGCACGUGUACGGUUAGUCCGUUCGUAUGAAUCAUCGGUCGUUUCGUGCUCUCGUUUGUUGUUCCUAGGCCUGUGGAUGCAUCUGUUGAGUUACCCGUGGAUAUUUAAUGCUCUAGUCGAUGGAACUGUGCCUGUGUAUGUCCAUGUGUUAGUCGCGUCAGAGUUCAAACAACAUGGAUCGUGUAAAAAAAAAGUUGUGAAACAAUUGCCUGAAUUUUUUA
Messenger RNA from Aegilops tauschii subsp. strangulata, 1369 nucleotides. Its product is annotated as epoxide hydrolase 3. NCBI's taxonomy places the organism in Eukaryota, Viridiplantae, Streptophyta, Magnoliopsida, Poales, Poaceae. Gene Ontology annotation, molecular function: catalytic activity. The record is from RefSeq and is a predicted model, not a curated record.